AUGGCGUCGUCUGCUGGACAUUCCUUGUUGCGGCCGUAUCGUGGAGGAGAUGACGACCUGGAAGCGUUCUUGCUGAAAUUCCGCGUGGUGUCACGGAUACAGAAAUGGACGUCGGAGGCUAAAAGAAUGGACCACUUUCCUUUAUUCCUAGACAAGGACGCGUUCACUGUUUGGAGUGCGCUGCCGGACGUCGAGCAGACCAGUGAGGAGGUUGUCCAUGGUGCGCUCCGAGCCGCUUUCUGCAUCACGCCAGCAGAGGCGUAUAAGAAGUUUGUGGCCAGAACUCUUCGUCGGGGAGAGAGCGUUGACGUCUACUUGGCCGACUUGAGGAGGUUUCUCCGCCAGAGUGGUCUUGUGGAAGCGCGUGACACUUCGUCAGGGAAGUCGUGUGACCCAGUACUCCUGGAGCAGUUUCUGCUCGGCAUUCCGCAGGCGCUGGCAUGUCAGCGGAAUUGCCCGCAGCUACCUAAGUCACCAGCAUCCGGCGAACCUGUUUGCUAUGGUUGCAAGGAGCGAGGCCACGUCCGCAGUGCGUGCCCCCAGCGGAAGGGGUGUGCUGGAGCAGCUGCGAGUGAGGAUGUCGGCCAUGUCUGCGUCGCGUCGGAGAUUGAUGGGCCCGCAGUAGCGUUGCCACGGAUCUUCUUGCCUGUGAAGCGUUGUGAUGCUGUGGCGUUUCGGCGUUGUGUUGCUGCCAUCGACUCGUGCUCAACACACACGUUGGUGUCUCGUCAGUUGGCAGAGGACUUGGCACUGGAGGUGACGACGUCAACGCCUGAUAUCAUCACCGUUGACGGCAAUACGCUCAAGGUAUUGGGCUCGGCUGUUCUGGAUGUCGAGCGGGUGGACGAGACGGUAUUUCUGCCUUUCUCGUCUGUGUCUGUAUCAAUUGUUCCGGAGUUGAGUGUUGUGAAUGCGGACGUGCUUCUGGGCCUCAACCUGAUAUCGCAGCAUGGCGGAGUCGACCUCAAGUACGCGGACUCCAAGCUCGUCGGAGCAUCUUUCGGUCAAGCAGCUUCAGCUUCCGCAGAUGUGCCCAGUUCGGACGUGCGCAAUGAUGACUGUGAUUCGCCUCAGCUGCUACGCCAUGUUACCGUGGAGCAUGACGGGGAAGAUGUCAUUCUGACCACUGCGGAUGGGUCAGUUCGUUGGCGCGCUCAUGUUGGCUACUGGGAGCUUACGUGGGCAUGGAAAGACGAACCCCCCACUCGUCCAGUCGGGUCAGGCAUUGGUGAAUACUCCCGGCAUAGCCUGUCAACAGACCAGGAAGCACAGUUCUGCGAGGAAGUGGACAUGUGGAUCCGCAAUGGAUGGUUGGUACCCCAUGACCAAGCAGUCCAUGGUGAGCCUGGUGCUGUGUUGCCCUUGUUGGCGGUGGCCCAGACGCACAAGGAGUCCACCCCUGUCCGCCCGUGUUUGGACUACCGGCAACUCAACAAGUUGAUUGUGUCGCAUCCAGGUUUGGACGUGCCUGUUUGCCAAGAGAAGUUGCGUCAGUGGAGGUCUAUUGGCAACGCCGGCAGCCACGUGUUGCUGGACAUCAGCAGGGCUUACCUCAACAUCCGCAUCGCGCCAGCUCUCGCCAAGUUCCAAACGGUCGUCUGGAAGGGCCAGCUGUUUGCAAUGGAGAGGAUGGGCUUCGGUCUAUCGAUUGCGCCCAAAUUCAUGGACAUAAUCGUCAAGUGGGUCCUCCGUGCGUAUGCUGAUGUGGACAACUAUGUCGACGAUUUGUAUGCUCCGAAGCCUCGUCUGCGUGCUGUCACCGAUCAGUUGUCGCAGUAUGGGUUGCCCACCAAGCCAGCGGAGCCAGUCGUCUCUGCUAGGGUACUUGGUCUGCAGCUGUCAGAGUCUGCAGAUGGCCAAGUGAGGUGGAAGCGUCGUGGUGACGUCAUGCCGACCUGUCACCCCGAUGCCAUCACACGACGCGAGAUUUUCAAGUGGUGUGGCAAGCUGACCAGCCACUAUCCCGUCGGCUCCUGGCUGCGCCCAGCGUGCAGUUAUCUGAAGCGUCUGUCUAGCCUUCAGCCUGGAUGGGAUGAUCCAGUGUCUCAUGAAGUCGUCGCUUGUGCGGAAGUCAUUCACCGUCUGCAGACCGAUGACCCUGCGCAAGGUGUGUGGUCAGUUCCUGAAGGCGCACAGUGGUCGUUGUGGUGUGAUGCUUCGGACAUUGCACAUGGUGCUGUCAUUCAGGCCGAUGGUAUGAUCGUCGAGGAUGGCUGCUGGCUGCGGCAGAAGGACGACCGGCGACACAUUAACAUCGCUGAGCUUGACGCCGUGAUCAAGGGAUUGAACCUUGACGUGCAGUGGCAAGUGAAGGAGCUCACGCUAUUCACCGAUUCCAAGACUGUGGCUGCUUGGUUGCAAUCGGUGCUUGGCAAUGUGUCUCGUGUUCGCGUCAGCGGCCUGCAGCAGGUACUUGUGCAGCGCCGUCUCCAGAUUAUCACUGAUCUCGUCGCUGUCACGGGCUUGACGGUCAAGGUCCAGUGGAUCAGCAGUCAGCAGAACAAGGCGGAUCAAUUGACCCGUGUUCCCAGCAGCUGGAUCCGAUGUGGCAAGACGCUCCUUGCUCGGACUGCACCGUCCGUCACCGCUGCGGUGGUGACCGUUGGUCCUUUCUCAUUGGACAGAGUAUCUGCUGCUCAGAAUGCAGAUCCUCGGAUUGUUUCGACUCGCCAGCAAGUCAUCGAUGGUGACCCAGUUACUGAUCCUGCGUUUGUCAAGGUCAAGUCACAGCUCGUACUCCAUGAUGGUAUGCUGUGUCGAAGUAUUAAGUUGCCGCCCAAUGAUGCAGUCGUCAUUCCUGUUAUUCCUAGUUCACUCGAGUCCGAUGUCGUUCGUGCUGCUCAUGUGAACUGUGGUCAUGCGUCUUGGGAGGGUACAUGGUGCUUCCUCCGCUCGAAGUGCUAUUUCCCGAACAUGGCUGCCCAAUGUCAGCAGUUUGUGCGCCACUGUUCGCCAUGUGCUGCUGGUGGUGAGAAAGUGGUGGAUGUUGAACUGCUGAAGCGUGAUGUUGGUGCUGAGGUGUUUGCUGAUGUGCCUGCUGCAGAUGCUGUUGCAGAUGUGCCUGCUGCAGAUGCUGUUGCUGAUGUGCCUGCUGCAGAUGCUGUUAUUGAUGUGCCUGCUGCAGAUGCUGUUAUUGAUGUGCCUGCUCCGGGUGCUGUCCCUGAUGCUGGGUCUGGGUUUGAUCCCCGUGAUCCUAAUAUUGUGCCGCUUCGAGCCCCUGCCGAUGAUCCUGCUCCGUAUCAGUUUCGCCCAUAUGGCCUCCGUCAGCCUGGUUCGCUUGCACCCCCUCAGCGCUUCCGUUAG
Messenger RNA from Sycon ciliatum, 3303 nucleotides. RefSeq lists its product as uncharacterized. The record is from RefSeq and is a predicted model, not a curated record. Bases 1 to 3303 code for a protein of 1100 amino acids. NCBI's taxonomy places the organism in Eukaryota, Metazoa, Porifera, Calcarea, Leucosolenida, Sycettidae. The transcript has 2 exons. Gene Ontology annotation, molecular function: zinc ion binding; nucleic acid binding.